This is a messenger RNA of Triplophysa rosa, 2981 nucleotides long. It is a transcript of the gene abhd17b, whose product is annotated as abhydrolase domain containing 17B, depalmitoylase. The record is from RefSeq and is a predicted model, not a curated record. The transcript has 4 exons. Bases 318 to 1091 code for a protein of 257 amino acids. NCBI's taxonomy places the organism in Eukaryota, Metazoa, Chordata, Actinopteri, Cypriniformes, Nemacheilidae. Gene Ontology annotation, biological process: protein depalmitoylation. Gene Ontology annotation, cellular component: plasma membrane; endosome membrane. Gene Ontology annotation, molecular function: palmitoyl-(protein) hydrolase activity.
GAAGACAGCAAGCGUCGCACGCUUUGGGAGAUGAGAUCACCUGUAUCGGACGGAUUAGAUUAGAAAUUCUGCUCGAGUCUCAGUAAUAUAAACAGCGGGCUUUCAUAUGGUCAUCAAAAAGAGACCACAUGUUGACAAGCUUGAACGAGCUGGACGAGCCGGAGGCAGGUUUUGAGGGACUCUUGGUUAAGUGGACGAAGUGGUCAAUUCAUGGGAAUCACAUAUUUGGCUGAUCUGAUACACUGACUGCAACAGCCGAAUAAAAGCGUUUCUGACUUCAACAUUUCUAGUCUCGGGAUCUUCUCGCACAGUGAAGAAUGAAUCACCUGUCUUUAAGUGAGCUAUGCUGCCUCUUCUGCUGCCCUCCAUGCCCAAGCAAAAUCGCCUCCAAGCUGGCCUUCCUUCCCCCAGAGCCCACUUACACCUUGAUGUGCGAUGAGAGCGGCAGUCGCUGGACCCUUCACCUGUCUGAGCGUGCCGAUUGGCAGUACUCUGCCCGGGAGAAAGAUGCCAUUGAGUGCUUUAUGACCCGGACAUCUAGGGGGAGCCGUAUAGCCUGCAUGUUUGUGCGAUGCUCUCCCAACGCUCGCUAUACCUUGUUGUUUUCCCAUGGUAACGCUGUAGACUUGGGUCAGAUGAGUAGCUUCUACAUCGGCCUGGGCUCCCGCAUCAAUUGUAACGUGUUCUCUUAUGACUACUCUGGUUAUGGAGCAAGCUCAGGAAAGCCCUCGGAGAAAAAUUUGUAUGCUGAUGUGGACGCGGCCUGGCACGCGCUACGAACGAGGUACGGCAUCAGGCCGGAGAACGUCAUCAUUUAUGGGCAGAGUAUUGGCACGGUUCCUUCGGUUGAUCUCGCCUCGCGGUACGAGAGCGCCGCCGUUAUUCUCCACUCCCCUCUGACCUCAGGCAUGAGGGUGGCUUUUCCUGACACCAAGAAGACAUACUGCUUUGAUGCAUUUCCAAAACCGUUUCAUCUGACGCACAUGCACCUGACCCCCAGUCAGGGGUGCCGUAAGAGGGGUGAAAGUGAGGAUGAUUCUCCAUUAACUGACCAAGGAGGAGAUUGUGAAGGGACCAAGGCCCAGCCUUAAAUUUAGUCAGGGGGCCCAGAAUGGCUAGCGGUGCCCCUGCCCCCAGUUAACUUCCGGUUUGUGUUUGGCUAGUGUCUAAUAAUAUAGCUAUUUAUAUUUUAUUUAUGUUAAUAUUAAUUUGUAUUAUUACUUUACUGUAUAAAAGUUGUAUUAAAUAAACGAAUUGUUGAAUUUUGUUGUAUGUUCAUUUUAUUAAAUGAACAAUUUGUUGAAUGGGUCCUGUAUUUGGUCGCAUUUAAACAAACAAACAAACCGUAUGGUACAUUGACAUCUAGCGGUUGAGCUUGGUAUCAGAGUCUAAAUUCAAAUUGGCCAAGAAACGGUUCUUCUCGGUUUAUUUUGAUUGUUAUCAGAAAUAAUCUACUGGCACGCUAUACGCCCUUUUCACAUGACGUCACGCAUCUUCCGUUCUGCCGCGAAGCAGUGUAUCAUUACUUCCGCUAGCACUCCAGUUCAUAAGGUGGCGGUAAUGCACUUAUAAGCUGAUUUGCUAACCGCCAGUAAAACUCAAGAAGAAGAAGAAGAAGUUACUUCCGCUAGCGCCUCAGAAUGGAGUUUACCAAGUGGCUUGCACAUCUGCCACAAAUACGUCUAGAUGAUGUACAACGUCUUGCAGACAAAUUUUCGCUAACGACAAGAUCAAAGCUAGAGAAAGGACACAAAUUCUUCGUUGAACAGUACCUGUUUGAUUAUGAAGGUAAGUGUUUUUUCUUUUUGUGUUAGCGAAGGUGCUAGGAUAAGUACUUGAAUACGUGUUCUGUCAGUUUUUUUUCUCACUGUUGUUAAAGUCCAGCGCGACGGCAAAACGGAAGUUCUUCUUUUUCUUCUUCUUCUUCUUGUUUGUUGCAAGACGGAUGUUAUGAUACACUGCUUUGCAAAAAGGCGGAAGUUAAGUGACGUCAUUGUGAAAAGGGCGUAUUGUUUGUGAAUGUGUACCGGAAGUUAAGUUGAGGGUCACAAAAGUGCGCAUGCGCAGUAACGUUUGUUUAUGUUGUUAAGAUGAAACCGUCUAUAGAUUCAUGAUUCAAAGAAGCUUUAUUAUAUUAUCUAUAUGCCAAAGCACAGGGAGAUUACAUAUAAACAUUCUGUGCAUAAACGGAUUAAAAUCAAAAUAAAAUAAGUAUAUCAAUAUAAACAGAAAAAGAGCAAAGUAUUGAUAAAAGUUCUCAGUGAGGUUGACAGGAUCCAGUCAUAUAAUGUCAGAUUGUGUGUGCUGUGUCAGUGUUUUGUUCUGUUGUGCUGGUUGUUCUUUUGUUUUCUUUAGCCAUUACUGUAAUUUUGCGCCCUCUAGUGAUAAAUCUUUUAAAAUGUGUUUAGCGUUUGUGCCUUCCUUAGUGAGUUAUUCUUACUUUCUUUUUUUUUGAGAAAAUAUUGAUGUUCUGUUGAUAUUUUGUACUUGAUCUACAGGGACUAUCAAAGAUAUCUUAUUUAUUUUUCUUAAAUGUCUUGGAUAUUCUUUUGCAAAUUUGGAAUAAAGAUAAUUCUGCUGCUGUCAACAAAGUAUGCUUCUAAUUUCAUGUUCUUAUUUUAAAAUGAUGUUUAUCGCAACAUAAAUUAAAGAAACACUGGUUCACUGUGUUCAAAUUAUCCAUUUGCACAAGUGUACAUACAAUAUGUUUAUUCUACUAUAUACUACCCUGUACAAUGUCUCUAAUAUGUUAUUAUCCCCCAUUUUCUGUAAAAUAGUCUUUAUUUUAUAUAUGCACAAUUUAGAAUCUUUUAGACUGUAAAUCGUAUUAUAUUGUAUUGUCAUUGUGUUGAAUGUCUGUACUAGAAGCUUCCAACACCAAAGAAAAUUCCUUGUGUGUGCAAGCACACUUGGCAAUAAAGCUCUUCUGAUUCUGAUUCUGUGAACACAUGGGAACUUUCUCAUUUGUGUUUUUAUUUUUC